Molecule: messenger RNA, 1599 nt
Organism: Acipenser ruthenus (sterlet)
Lineage: Eukaryota; Metazoa; Chordata; Actinopteri; Acipenseriformes; Acipenseridae
Product: E3 ubiquitin-protein ligase TRIM35-like
Exons: 6
Coding region: 128-1300 (390 amino acids)
Molecular function (GO): zinc ion binding; protein binding
Source: RefSeq, a predicted model, not a curated record
GCUGUGAGAUUUUCAAGAAUCCUGUAACUCUUCAUUGUAACCACAGCUUCUGUAAAGCAUUUCUGGAUCAGUGCUGGAGAGAGAAGGAAACUCGGAUCGUCCACCCAAUUUCACGCGCAGGAAUAUUAUGGCUUCUAAAGCACAUACUGGAAUACUCUGCAGUCUGCAUGAUGAGAAACUGAAGCUGUUCUGUGUGGAUGAUAAAGAGGCUGUCUGUGUUGUGUGUCAAACUUCAAAGAAACAUGAGAAUCACAAGCUCCGUCCUGUUCAGGAGGCUGCACAGGAUUAUAAGGGAGAACUCAAGACUGCACUGAAGCCCUUGCAGGACAAGCUGGGAUCCUUUAAUAAAGUUAAAAAUGAAUGUGAUGAAACAGCAGAGCACAUCAAGAAACAAGCCCAGCAAACAGAGAGGCAGAUAAAGGAGGAGUUUGAGAAACUUCACCAGUUUCUACGAGAUGAAGAAAAGGCCAGGAUAGCCGCACUGAGGAGGGAAGAGGAACAAAAGGGAAGAAUCAUGAAAGAGAAGAUUAAAAAUAUUACAAGAGAAAUCUCAUCCCUUUCAGACACAAUCCGAGGGAUAGAAGAGGAGAUGGAAGCUGAAGACAUCAUCUUCCUGCAGAAGUACAAAGACACACAGAGAAGAGCCGAGUGCACACUGCAGGAUCCACAGUGUGUUUCAGGAGCGCUGAUAGAUGUAGCCGAGCACCUGGGCUCUCUGAAGUACAAAGUGUGGGAGAAGAUGCUGGGGAUUGUUCAAUACACUCCAGUGAGUCUGGAUCCCAACACAGCACACCCUGCUCUGAUACUGUCUGAGGAUCUAACAAGUGUGAGUCUCAACAAGGAGAGACAGCAGAUUUCUCACAACCUAGAGCGGUUUGAUCACUCUGCUUGUGUGCUGGGCUCUCAGGGAUUCACUUCAGGGAGACACUGCUGGGAUGUGGAACUGGGAAGCAAUAGUUAUUGGUUUCUGGGUGUGACUAAAGAGUCCAGCCAGAGGAAAGGGAAAUUCACUCUGAGCCCAGGAACAGGAUACUGGGUUAUAGGCCUGUUGGAUGGGGAUCAGUACUGGGCAUGGACCUCACCACGGACACGACUCACUGUGGAGAAGAAACCCCAGAAGAUCAGAGUUCAGCUGGACUGUGACGGGGGGGAGGUGGCAUUCUUUGACUCCAGUGAUAUGAAAAAACCUCUCUACACUUUUAAACACAGAUUUACUGAGAGAAUGUUUCCAUAUUUCUCUCUUGGCUCUUCUGCCCCCUUCAGAGUGUGCCCUGUGAAGACAGUUAUAAAAGUGGACUAGCCCAAUUUGUGGCCCUCAUUUAGCAUUUGCCUUUUUGAGCCUUUCUACGCAUGUGCAAAACUUAGACCUUCAAGGCAAGGCUCUCUGUGGAUAUUCAUUUAAAAUUACAGGACACCAUUUGUUUAAUUUUUAUGAUAAAUACAUUUUAAUCUCAGGAGUUCUCGCUGUAUUUUAGUUUAUUUUAAUGUAAAUAUUUUAAAAACAUUUUGUUGGUAUAUUUCUUGUCUAUGCAUAAACGCUGAGAUUGUGUUUCUGUAUUUUUUGAUAGACAAAUGAAGUAAUAAAUAUUGAUUAUCGAG